This is a messenger RNA of Marchantia polymorpha subsp. ruderalis, 1916 nucleotides long. The record is from the annotation of a GenBank genome assembly. NCBI's taxonomy places the organism in Eukaryota, Viridiplantae, Streptophyta, Marchantiopsida, Marchantiales, Marchantiaceae.
AAGCAAAACAGCGGAGCAAAGCAGAGCAGAGAAGCCAAGUGUGGUGCGCGGAAGAUCCCAACGGGAUACAGUGUAUGCAAGAAUUCUAUAGUCUCUGCCUCCACAUACUUUUGCACGUACCGAUGCAAAAAUAUCCGCAUCGUAAUUACUUUUGACCGAUUUCAUAAGGAUUACGAAUUGAGCUGGACAUUUCCAGUCUGCGGAGUCCGUGCAGCGAAAUCGCAGUGAUGCGUGUGCCCUACCGAAGCUCGUUUGCCCAUUGAAGCUUGGAAAGCAAACAGCUGCGCGAGCCUGAAGUUCCCUCACCACGAGCGCCACAAGUAGUUUAAGCUAGUGCGGCUCUCACGUUAGAGCCCGGCAGGUCUACAUUCAAUUAUGGCGAUGUCAAUCUGUGUUGGAGCCACUCCGUCAAUUUCUUCGCUAGCCUCCGAGAUGUGGGGAGGAAUCAACAGAGCGAGAUAUGUCAGUGGUGUCAACGCUUCCCCUCGCUGUGCGUCCACCACGAAACAAGGCGUUCCUCUGCAAGUUGCGUCCGCCCUUAAAGAUCUGCAAGUCGUGCAAGACAGGAAAGUCAAAUCAGAGCUUGUUCGGAUUGGUGUGCUUGGAGCCAGUGGCUACACAGGUUCAGAAAUUGUGCGACUUCUGGCGACACAUCCAGCAUUCGCUGUUACAGUAAUGACAGCUGACCGGAAAGCUGGUCAAUCCCUAGCAUCCGUAUUCCCUCAUUUGAUUACUCAGGAUCUGCCCAAUAUGGUGGCGGUGAAGGAUGCUGACUUUUCAGAGGUUGAUGCAAUCUUCUGUUGCCUGCCUCAUGGCACCACCCAGGAAAUUAUUGCAUCACUUCCGAGGAGUUUGAAAGUUGUGGAUCUUUCCGCGGACUUCCGGUUGAAAGACAUUGCACAAUAUGAGAAAUGGUACAACGGAGCCCAUCGUGCUCCUGAAUUGCAGGAGGAAGCAGUUUAUGGGUUGACAGAACUCCACAGGGACGAGGUGCGAAGUGCGCGGCUUGUAGCAAACCCAGGAUGCUACCCAACAACAAUUCAGCUUCCCCUCGUACCGUUGCUUCAGGCUGGUUUGAUCUCGAAAGAUGGUAUCAUCAUAGAUGCGAAAUCAGGAGUAAGUGGUGCAGGACGGUCGGCCAAGGAGGCCAAUCUUUACACGGAAAUUGCGGAAGGCAUGAAAUCGUACGGAAUCACAAAUCACCGUCAUGUUCCAGAGAUCGAACAAGGUCUGACGCAAGCCGUUGGCUCGCAAGUUACCAUCAGCUUUACACCCCAUCUAAUCCCUAUGAGUCGAGGUAUGCAGUCAACUAUUUACAUGCAGAUGGUGAAUGGUGUUACUGUUGAUGAUCUCCGUGCCCACUUGAAGAGUAAAUUCGAAGACGAGGAGUUCGUUGUCGUGUUACCCAAGGGGGUCGUUCCGUGCACGGCCCACGUUCGAGGCUCCAACUAUUGUCUUCUAAAUGUCUUCGAAGACAGAAUCCCUGGAAGAGCAAUCGUUGUUUCUGUCAUUGACAAUCUGGUGAAGGGCGCAUCAGGUCAAGCGUUGCAAAACAUGAAUCUGAUGAUGGGCUGGCCUGAGACCAGCGGUCUUCUUCAGCAACCCAUGUUCCCCUAAUUAGUGCUUCAAACAUCGAGCCUUUUGUUUGUACAGGAGAGCAGCAAUUAUACUGUUCUCUGCAUUAUUUAAACCUGCGGUGGUGUUAUGUUCCCUCGGAGGGAGAUGUCUUGGAUCAGCUUUGAGCAGUCGAGUGUAGCCAGUUUAGUUUCGGAUUAUCAAUGAAGAGACGGAGAUUCUGUUGAUUCUCUCUAGUUCUAUGUAUUUUGUCAUGAGAUUAAAGCGCGGUAAAAUUUUGUGUCCAUCUAGAAUAUAAGAUGGAAAGCCGUUAACGCAUCAGAUGCGUCCCCUUCUUCUUG